AAAGGACCUACUCACCCCUUUUACCAACUAACACUACAUAACCCACUCAACCGUGAAUACAAUAACAUAUUCCGAAUCGAAUUAAUUAACAAUAGACGUCAGCAACCGAAUAGUUUAUAAAAAGAUACUAUCGAAAGCUCACAUAUGUCUGCUAACGCCAUAGGAUAGGAAAUCCCUCAGUGUUGUAAACGACGCGACGCGCAAAAGACGUCUGUAACCGUUUCGGCCAACGCCACCACGUGUUUUGAGAAAUACAGACGAAAAAAUAAGCAAUAAAAUAUUAUAUCUAAAUUUAUUUAUGUAAAUAUACAAGUACGUUUAAGUAAAGUUAAAGUCAGUGGUGAACAUUGUGUAGUGAAAGCGAUUGUUGAUGUUAUAAGUGUUGCCGGUGAUGUGUUUGUUGGGGAGUUCGCGAUGGAUUAUCGUUUUGACAAUGGUGAUGCACGUCGGGAUAGUGAGGAAUACAGAAACGCGAACACCAAAACCAAAAGAACUAAGACCCGAAUACAUUCACCCUGACGGCGUCGAAAACCUGGACCCCUACCUCAAAGACUACCAACCAAAAGACAACGAUUCCGAAGACGAAGAAGACGAAGACUACCUCCCACUACCCGACAACCACGAAACUAUAGAAGGCUUACCAAUAUUCCUUAUAGAACCUAAGAACUCUUACGUGCUCAAGAAUAAACCGGCGACGUUACUCUGCAGAGCCGCAAACGCUUUGCAAGUUUACUUCAAGUGCAAUGGGGUGAGGAUAGAUAAGACUGCCCAGUUUGAGCACGUAGACCCCCAGAAUGGAGUGAGAGUGGUGGAGUCGGAGCUCAACGUGACUAGGAAUGAGCUGGAUGAGUAUUUCGGCAGUGGGAGGUACAACUGUGAAUGCUUCGCGUGGAACAGCAAGGGUCAUAUCAGGAGUCAAGGGGUUUUUGUUGAACUGGCUUACAUAAAGAAGCAGUUCACCAUAGCCCCCCAGUCGGCCUCGAUCGAGGUGGGGCGCAGCGUGAGUCUCCGCUGCGUCCCCCCCGCCUCGGCCCCCCCCUCCAGCCUCACCUGGCUGCGGAAUGGGCUGGCACUGGAGGCACGGGACGAGAAUCUGGUGCUGCCACGGGUCAGCUUGCAGGACAUGGCGAAUUAUACCUGUUUGUCGGAGAACAUCGCCGGCCGACGGGAAUCUGAGCCCGCUGUGCUAACUGUCUAUGUAAACGGCGGUUGGUCGGACUGGUCACCAUGGUCGCCAUGUCGCUGUGGGACUGCGACGGGCGGCAAGCGACGCACGCGCAGCUGCACGCAGCCCGCGCCGGCCAAUGGCGGCGCGCCGUGCCGCGGCUCAGCCAAUCAGAGGAGCGAGGACUGCUUGCAGUGUCAGAGCGGAGGAGUCUGGUCUCCGUGGGGACCGUGGUCCUCCUGCACCGCCGACUGUCUCCGGGUGAGGAAGCGGCAGUGCGCCGGCACUUGUUCCGGCCCCACGCUCCAGCACGCGGCCUGUGUCGAUGGCCUUUGUGCUAACAGUUCAGUGAGCCAGCACACGGCGGCUAUCCUGCUGGGUCUCGGGGCGGCGCUGGCCGUGCUGGCCGCCGGCGCCGCGCUGCUGUGUGUGUGGUGCCGUGGCAGGAACGUCAGACGGCCUGGGUACACUAUUGCUAGUUCUGGAAUUCCAAAAUCGUACAGCGGCCGCGACAAGGGCGCCGCGCCAGAUCUGACCAGGUCCUGCAACGAAUACUGGAUGUCGUCAGAUAACCACUACGAUAUGCCCCACGUCCGAGACAGUUACUCUUCCCCCUUCGGCCACAGAAGCGCGUCGCGGGCGCCCUCAGCCGGCGGCAGCAACCACUACGAGAUGAAGCCUUAUAGUCCUUCAGCGGAGUCGGGGUCCAGCUCCUGCACUUAUACUAGAACAAUAACGUCUAGAUCCAGUGACUAUUCCACGUCACCUCUAGCUGAGCUGGUGUCCACUUCCCCUCCAUCUUCAUCCAAGGUCAACGUAGCCGUGACCUUGCCCGGGGUUCCUAUGGAUUCAAGUUAUAGAGAUAAAAUUUGUUUGACUGUUGUGAAGUAAGCCUGUAUGUUCUUGCGAUAUUAUUGUACUGUAGAUAAUUAUUGUUAAUCACUGCCAUGUGAAAUAUCUGUUCGAUUCAGGGGGGUUACUCUCUAAUUCAACGACACAAUUAUCGUUCGUUUGUUCAUCGAUUUAUACAGGGUGUUGCAAAAAGGGUAUACUAAGCCGAAAGCUACAUGUGCAGCAUGGUAUAUCUAAGCCCGAAACUGAAAUCAGGAUUUCAAAAUUCG
Molecule: messenger RNA, 2286 nt
Organism: Plutella xylostella (diamondback moth)
Lineage: Eukaryota; Metazoa; Arthropoda; Insecta; Lepidoptera; Plutellidae
Source: RefSeq, a predicted model, not a curated record